ACAUUAGAAGGCAUAGAAUACCAGGCCAUAAACAAUUCCAUUAUGUGCAUUCAGUGACAAAAGACGUUUCUUUAGUAAUAAUAAUAAUAAUAAGAAAAAAAUGUGCCUUAUGCUUUCUUUAUUUUUUAAAAUCUUAGACGUCAAUAUUCUAGUUUUGUUUUCUUUGUGUGAGCCUACCCUCACUUAGUGUUAAGUCAAGCCUGUGCUGUAACAGGCUUGUCUUUUGUUAUCUUUACAUUGUGGUGCUGUCUGUACCUUGUUAUAACCACAGAGUGCCUGUUCAAAGUUUACCAAUACUGAUUUACUUUGAGCAUGCUACAGUGCAUAUGAAAUACAAUAUACUCCUUGCAAGACAGAAGUUCACAGGAAGAUAAAGGCUUGAAGUGAUGAGUAGUGGUCGAACAAGAAAUGUCACUGGAACUACUGUCGUCGAAAGGGCUUGUCGCAAUGUUGGCUCCAGCGACAUUCCUUGUUCGACCACUUAAGGCACCAGUGGUUUCCUCUGCUUUUAUUCAUGGGUAUAGUAAGAAAAUCUACACCCUAAUAUUUGGGCACAUUUUUUAAUCCAGUGGGCCUGUGCUUCCCAAAAUUUAAGUAAUGACCCCAAGAAGGGUCACAACACAUUCAGUGGAAGAGGUCAUCUGAAACACAUCGAACAUUUUUUAAAUACUCUUUGCCUGCUGUUCUGCAUCACAAAGCAGCUCAUGGAAGCAGAACCCUAGGUGUUCUGGUGUUCUUGAUGAGCAAAAGGGCAGACAACAGUUUUAAGGAACAACACAGUCAUAACACAUUACCUUUUGUUUGCUUGCUGAGAGCACACAGGUGAGUGAAGCUUUUCAGUGCAUUGAAGGGUAUCUCUGCACUGAAACUUUACUCUGAAUGUUGGCCCUAGAGGCAGACCAAACGAAACACCUGUAUGAGGUACCUGUUUAGGAAAAUACAAGUUUUUGAAACUUUAAAUGUGGCUGAAAAAGAGUAUGUGGACAUAACAUCGAACUUGAGUCUCAGAUAUCUGUUUUUGCUUAAGCCUUUGAAAAAAUUGUCAUAUUUGGCAGGAAGGUGCAUGUUCUUGGAUAUAGAGCCACGAGAACCUUCUCCCCUUCCUGCAUGUACUCGGGCAAAGUUUGCUCAUUUUUUUUCUUUGAUGGAUUUGCUGCGUGACAUAAUGAGAAAAAGAAAUAUAAGAAAAGCAUGCAGGACUGCAGCAAUGUCUCUGAAAAACUUGUUAACCAUCAAUCAGCAGUUGUAGUUAUUAGGGACAUCUGGCUUAAAACCAGCCUUGCUUCUGUGCAGAGGAUUCACUGAAUUCAAAGUCAGGGUGUCUACCAAUCGGGAAAACUGGGAAUUCUCGGGGAUUUUGAGUAGUCUGGAAAAACUCAGGGAAAACUCAGGGAAUUUGUGCUUCUAUCAGGGAAAAUUAGCUGUAAUUUUAUUGAAAAGGUCGAAAGUCGAGUAAUGCUGGCUCGAGUAACAGACAGGAAUCGUAAUGAGUCGUCUUUAAUGCCCUGUCGUCGGCUGGAGGAGUUGCCAUUGUGCCAUCAACGAUCGACUUUCUGGAUUCCCGAUAAUUUGGACGGCUUCGCGGCACCACCACGUACCCCAUAGAGUCAGUGUAUCAGAACGUCUGAAAUUUCGAACGUAAAAGCUCUUCGCCGCCCGAUUUUCUGGAGGUUUUGCCGUUGCUGCAGGUCCGAAACGGCAUUAAUCAAAUCCACCACCGCUGCCGUUUUGAUUACCUUGCCGCUUCGAACUACGCAGAUCCGCUGGCAGUCGUAGCCACUACUGCGGCAACGCUAGGCCUAGCUCUUUCGACGUUCGCUAUGAAGCUUCUUGCCGUUGAGUGCCGCGUUUUUUAUUGAAAGAAUUCGCUGCUGUUAGCAAUGGCACGGACUCCGCCUUUGUGGUCCUCGCGAUUGGCUUAGAAGCUUGGAAAGCAUGGUGCGUUGCAUAAUGCCGGUUCCCGAAAGUCGGCUUCGCCCCAUACACGAAUAUUACUUGAAGCAUACACAAAAGUAUUGCAGUGAACCAUAACAAGCGUGGGAAGGGGCUAUUGCCAUGGGACACAGUAUGUAUUCCUUAAUUAUACAUGCGUGCACUUGGUAUUUCCUGUCACAGUACGAGCACCGAUAUGCCUAAUACGUGUACCGGCAGGCCUUCAGAGUGUUUUCGAAUGUGCCUGUGGCGUUUUGAGCCCUUAAGGGCAGUAAAUUACAUGCAUUUAUUUUUUCCAACUGGACGAUUUUUCUGAUGUUUUCGCGGCCCCUAGGGAGUUCGAAAAAUUGGACAUGGACUGUGCAACUGAUCAAGAAGAUCCUUCAAGUGGUUUGUGGGGCGAACGAGUGGCGGAAGGAGGACAAGAACAGAAAGGACUUACGCAUUGAGGAAUGUACGGGAAAGGAAGCGCGCUGCCGCCGUUUUGAAGGAGCUUGGGCUCAAAAAACAGUGUUGGCUGAUGCUGAGAUGCAGAUGUCCCUCAUCCAAACCAAAAUAAACUCUUUAAAGCAGUCAAACACAACACUGAGGUAUUGUGCGUGGGCUGAGAGUAUGUCAGGACAGUUGAGGUUGAUUUAAGAGCUGUUGAGAGAGAAUCUCAAUUGUGACAACGUUCAGGCCUCAUACCACUGAGGUUGCUAUCAGUUGAUAGAAAUAGCUCAUAUUCAAAAAUAUUUGCUUCUGUAUGCAUCUCCUUGUUAUUCGUAUUUGAGAAUGUCUGACUCGAUUUGCAAUUUUUUCGAAGACAUUUUAUUUGCUGCACAUAUUACUAACCCCUCCCUUCUAUUCUCUUUUUGAAUAACAUAAACACUACUACUCCUUGGUAUUCAAAUUGGACUAUGUCGUUCUUUUUUUAAAUUUUUCGCAUGCUUACUAGAGAGUGACAGCAUCGGGUGAUAUGGUUUCAGCCCAUCUUGACAUAAAACAUAGUUCUGCAUCAAUCAGGGAAUUUUUCAAAGGCACUCGGGGAAAACCUGGAAAACUCAAGGAAUUUGGAAAUGUCAACUUGGUAGACACCCUGAAAGUACACAUGGAGCCCAGCACUAUAUUGCACUGUGAUUUAUAGUGUAAGAACUCUGCCUUACAUUCAAGAAAGUGUUCCCGAAUUUUAGUUAACUCAUCCAUCAGCAACAGCUGCUUUGUUUGCUUCAAAAGCUAGCACAUUUUGCAUUUGGGAAGGUGUACAUUUUGGGAGAGUAAUUAAGAUAUGACGGUUGACCUGAAGUGAAUUUUAUUGAGUUUAGGACAUGGUAGGAGCCUUUUGUGUUUUGCAGCUUGCUAUAGGACCUAAAAAUGGCUAAAAUACAUUGGCGGGCUAGUUGGUUUAGAUUCAUGAUACAAUGUGCAAGUGCGACUGGACGAGUCGUCUGCAAGCAACGUAGAAGCGCUGUGGCAGUGUCUGCUUCAAUUUCUGUCCUGUUCGUUCAUGCUUGUACAGUGUGUCGUGAAUCCUAAAAAUGGCCCCAGUGGAAAGGACGUUAUUUGCAUCAAUACAUUGUCUCAUUCAGUUGACACAAUAGAAAACUAAAGCAGUAAGUAACGUAGAAUUGAGCUUUACUUUGUCUUCAUGAUUAUGAUUGCAUUGCACUGAGUUUUACACUGGCUUUCUGACUUUUUGCCAAGGUAUUUUGCCUGUCGGUUACUCUCAUGAAAACAGUUGUGUCAAAAUUGUUGUAUGCUCCAUUUCUAACACCACAGAAAAGACUUACCAAGGCCAGGAUUAGCACUACAUGGUAAUUUUGACUAGCAAGUUCGCUGAAUGAAAUGCAGGCAUCUGCAAACAACCUUAGCUGAGCUGACUUGCUUAUGAUGUCACUUACAUCAUCAAUGUAAUCCAGAAAAAGUGAAAGGGCUUCUUUUAUCUUGCUUGGGAAAUGCCACGUGAAAAUGAUAAAGGUAACUGCACACAAGCUAAUUCAUAGCCUUUUGAGGCAAUUUUCUUAGCACUGAAUUCAGCUGACCAAUGGCGCUACUGAAAUAGUUGUGAUCCAUGCAAUGGUCAUAUUUCCUUUUGUUAAUGUCCUGCUCACACGAGGCACUUUUGAUUGCGAUUGGACCUAAUUGGUAUAGAAUAUCUCAAUUACAAUCUUCUCUCUUCCACACCUUGAACAAAAGAGCCGAUCACGAUUGAGAAAUUUGAUCAUGAUCUGACGCUCGAAAGUGCCUUGUGUGAAUAGAGUAUAAUAAAUGUGUAAUGCCCAAAAAGAAUGCUGCUUUAUAUAUUGAUAAAACUGCUGAAAGUGCCUGUUAUGUUGCAGGUGAUUUGCUUACUUUGUAUCUGAUUAGAAGGCGAUGAAAAGCACUUGUCACUCUUACCCUGCCUGUAUGCAACUUGUUCAACACUUGUUAUUGUCGCACCCUCAUAUUAAUUUUGUACCAUGGAAUACUAACCCAUUUUGUUGCAGUCUUUGUAAAACAUGUCACCCCCCCCCCACCACUACCACUACUGCUGCCGCCUUUUUAAUCUUUAUUGCGACUACUUGCAGGGGGUAAUAAAUAAAAUGCAAACAUUGAUUAGCUCAACUCUGCAUGAACAAAAAAGUUUGGAGGAGAUUUCGCUCCUUCAAGAGCAAACCUCUCAAUAUUAUGAGUGGAAACUUCGGCUAUAAAGGGAAGGAGGUGACCUAGAAUUAUUAUCAUAUAGUUAUUGAUUUUAUUAUGGUAGUCCUGUAAGAAUAUGUACUGAUUAAAGACAGUUCUUUAUUGAAGUUUCUCAUGUAGUUCACAGGAAGCAUUUGUCUCGAUGACACUUUUGGUGGAGUUGUUUAUUAAAAUAACUUUGGCACUGAGAGGUUCAUUAAGGCAAAGUAGAAGGCAUUGAGAUGCAAAUUAAAAGCAUUUGCUUGGUUGCAGUUGCUGCCUUCGGAAGUACAGCGGUCCCCCAAAAUUUGGCUGAAUCUUAAGUACAUAGCAGGCAACGACCCCUUAAAUCUGCUGCGUACAUCACAAGCCAUGACUGAACCUUUAGCUUGUCACUUUUCUGCGUGAAACAUGUGCAGUGACACAGAAGGUGCAAGAGCAGUAUUUGCAAGAUGGAAUUUUUGUGUAACUUUGACACUGUUGACAGAAAAUAGAUGUACAGCUGGUUGGAAGCCACAAAAUUAGACUGUCCAGGCUAGAACAGUAUGUCUGGCAACCUUAAUGUGAGCAGCUCAUGGUGACAAGGUGACAUGCUUUUUUUUUUUUUUUCCCAGCCAUUUUGAACCACACCCAGGAAUCCUGGAUAUGUUGCACUGGCAUUUUUUGUUCUGCAGCCUUCUAAAUUCCUAGUGGACAUAAUUUAUGUUAGCCACUUAGAAAACUAAGUAACAGCUGCUAUCAUGCUAGCAAACUUGCAUUGAUCUUAAUGUUAUCCGAUGUGCAGUGAUCGAAAUCACUCAACACAACUUGGACAAAUUUAUACCAGUAAUGUUGUUAAACUAUCCUUUAAAAAGUUGAGCUGUUCACACAUUUGCAUGUAUUCUAUGGAUGCUCUGUUUUAAUGAGCUGGAAACGUAUGCUAUAAACUAUGUGCAGCUGCUGGCAAAUUUUAAUCAUGCAUUUGUUUUAACAGGAAGAAAUAGCGCCAGUUUUGGGUUAUUUUUCGCAGGCUUCCGUGCUUAGAAUUGCACAUGCUAUUAAGUUGACCCUAAAAGCAAACGCCAUUUUGUGCUGGCAUUGUUGAAUGUUUGACGUGCAACUUAAUAUAUAGGCGCCAUUUUUUCCGGAAAUUUCUAUUUCAUGAACUGUGUACUUAGUUGUCCCAUAAUAUUGAUCAAAAAAGAAAGUGUUUUCGAUGGAGGUCACAGCCACUAGAGGUGCUGGUUGUUGACACUGAUAAUGUGCAUUAAUUGAUUUUAUUGCACAAUAAAAUUUUCUUAUUCCAGCUCUUCAACCUUGCAAACUGUGUGUGCUUGCAUCAUACUUCUACAUGCACUGUGUGCAAUCACAAAAAAAUUUCAAAUGUGGAAUUUCCUACUUGAUUAAUUUCUUAUAAUGUUAAUAUCUUUGCUCAUCACAUCACAGUAGUCUGCUUUCUUGUUUAUGAGUGCAGAAAAAUGUGCACUGAGGCAUGCAGCAUUUUUGGUGGGAGUUGAUAUGAGAGCAGCACAAAAAAAAGAAAGAAAAAAAAAGUUGAUGCAGAAAGGAAGCGCACAUGAGGGCUAAGGGCAUGUUUCCUUUCGUAGUCAUGUUUUCUGUGCUGCUUCAAAAUCAUGAAUGUUAACAAGCUUACCGAACAUAUCCGUCUAAGUUCCAUAAGUGGCCUAUACGGUAUGUGUUCUCUAUUUUGAGGCUGGAAUUUUAUGUCAAUUCACCCUCAUGUUCUAGAAUGUUCUUCCAGUCAACACUCCACCUCGACUCGAUGAUGAUGAUGAUGAUGAUCUAUUGGCAUCCCCUUUGAAAUGGGGCAGUGACAAAUAAUCACCUAGCCUCCUUGAGCUACUCAGGUUUAGUCUCUAACUGCCAUACUGAUUUGCCAAAACUAAAGUACUGACAUCUGAAGCGUGAUAUCUCAGCCAAAAUUUAACCGGAAGCCAUUUUGCGAACAGUGGUUGCUGCAGUGAGCGGGGGCAAUGUUCGCCACAGGGAAGCUGUGCGUGCAUCAGAUUAUUUUGGCCAUGUGGCGCAGGAAGCCCAUUCUACUUUUCGUGGUGCUGGUGGUGGUGCUGCUGGUUGUGUUAGUCCAGUAUAGCUCCCUGGGCAGUCACAAUGCACGGGGCGAGUCACUGCUGGCCUCCCCAUUCGGCAUGGCUCCUCCAGCAGCUCCAGAGCAGCAUUGGGCCGCCCAGCAGCAGCAACAGCAGAAGUCGGCGGCCGGAGAAGCCAAGCCUGUCAAGGAGCCAGCACCUAGUGGACAGAAGAGCAAAGUUUUCAUCCCCCAGCUGCGGUUUGUCCACUUUGACCUGAAGGGGGCACCUCCCAAGGUGGCUUAUCUCAAGCAGGUCUUUCUGCUUAUCCGAGAAGCUGGUGCCAAUGGCAUCCUGUUGGAGUAUGAAGACAUGUUUCCAUACCACGGCUCAUUAGAGCCAAUACGUGCAAAGAAUGCUUUCAAGAAGUCCGAGAUUGAAGAGAUUCUGGCUGCUGCCAAAGAAAACAACUUGGAAGUGAUCCCUCUGGUGCAGACAUUUGGACAUAUGGAGUUUGUGCUUAAGCUCCCAGAGUUUAGGCAUAUACGAGAAGCUGAUGAACACCCAACAGCUCUGUGCCCUUCACGGAAUGAAAGCUUCACGGUAGUGAGUACCAUUGUAGAUCAAGUAUUGGAACUACACCCAAAUGUCAAAUGGUUGCACAUUGGGUGUGAUGAAGUGUUCCACAUGGGUUACUGUUCACGCUGCAUGCAACGAGACCGGGAAGAAUUAUUUCUGACACAUGUUCAGCGUGUGGCGCACCACGUAAGAGACCGCCAUGGCCGGGUACCUAUUAUCUGGGAUGACAUGCUGCGUCAGAUCAGUGCUGAAAAGUUAAAGCCACUGGGCAAGCUUGUGGAGCCCAUGGUGUGGUCCUAUGUCAAGGAUGUGUACCGGUUCAUCAGCUAUAGCAACUGGGCUACCUAUAGUGAAGCAUUUGAAGCCAUCUGGGCUGCCAGUGCAUUUAAGGGUGCAUUUGGCGAGACCUUGACUGUGCCCAACGUACGCAUGCACCUGGAGAACAAUGAAGGGUGGCUUGAAGUGAUGAAUGAGCAGCAUGCGAAGUUUCCUCACUUCCGUGGCAUUGUCGUAACUGGCUGGCAACGCUAUGAUCACUUUGCAACACUGUGUGAGCUCUUUCCCGCAGGCCUACCGUCCCUGAUACUCAACCUACUGGUGCUCUCCAAUGGUGCAUACAGUACCGAACUGCUGUCACGGUUUCACAGCCUGCUCAAGUGUAGCCACUCGCGGUCACCAAUGGACCUGCAAAAUGACCCUUACCUUUGGCAGAAGGGCUAUGGCUGCUUUUUCCCAGGUUCAGCAGUCUUCCGCCUAACGCAGACGCAUAGCGAAGCCAUCAAGAAGGCAGAUGACUACAUGCAUGAUGUGACGAUAGGCAAAGCCUGGAUCACUGAGUACAAUGUUCGCCGCAACCUGACGCUGCCCAGCCGCGUGGACCAAGUGCUUGAAGAACACUCGUCCACACUGUACACGCUCACCUCCCUCAUACAUCAAGCGCGUGACGUGCUGCGCGAAGUCUUCGAUGAGUACACUGUGGCAGAGUGGAUCGAGCAGAACAUCUACCCAUGGGUGCUGCGCCUGGAGAAGCUGUGGAACGACGCCUUGUCCAUCAAGAAGACACGCACUUGGCCCGUGCGGCCACUCGACCCGCUGCCCGACCUUCGCCGCUUCAAUGUCGGGGGAGUCUGAUGGGACACAGUGCUCUAGGGACUCUCACGGGGUGUGCACAAACAAAUGUGGAGUGUGGGACUUGCUGUUUUUUUUUAUUAUUAUUAGUGAGUGGGUUUUUAGAACAUCAUUUUGUUGUUGUACCUGCUGUAUGCAUCCUCACUCUUGUUGAGACACGGCCAGGACUUUCUGGUGUUCGCUGUACUGUGCUACAUAUUUAUGUUCACUGAGUGUACAUCAAUAAAAGGCCCUUUUAAGUUAUUCACA
Dermacentor andersoni is the source of this 8555-nucleotide messenger RNA. RefSeq names its product hexosaminidase D-like. The record is from RefSeq and is a predicted model, not a curated record. NCBI's taxonomy places the organism in Eukaryota, Metazoa, Arthropoda, Arachnida, Ixodida, Ixodidae. Gene Ontology annotation, molecular function: hexosaminidase activity. Gene Ontology annotation, biological process: carbohydrate metabolic process.